Acanthosepion pharaonis is the source of this 5607-nucleotide messenger RNA. NCBI's taxonomy places the organism in Eukaryota, Metazoa, Mollusca, Cephalopoda, Sepiida, Sepiidae. The record is from the annotation of a GenBank genome assembly.
AUGACCAUGGCACAGCUCUGGCAGCAUCCUUUUGUGAAUUUGUUCAAACAGUUUAGCAUUUCAACAUGGAUGAAAAGUACCAAAGAAGGCGAAGUUGUCUCGGUAAUGGACCGUAAUUUAAAAGGCAUGGUCUAUCGAAUCUCAGGUUCUGUGCCUGCUGCCAACUUUAUCCAUCUUCCAAAAUCCAACAGCCAGUCACUUUCCUUGACAGGCCGUUACCUCUACCUGCUGCUUAAGCCUGUUCCUGGAAAAUAUUUUGUUGUUCAUAUUGACACCACCACUGUUGAUGGCGUUGUUGUACGCAUCUCAUUUUCCAACCUUUUCAAGGAAUUCAAGGCAACCUCUACUUGGUUACAGUUUCCUUACAUCUGCAACCCAGCCAAAGGAUCUGUGUGUGCCAUCACCACAGCAGGUUCAGUUGAUAUUAAUGGUCCUGCUCCUCAGUCUGUUCGCUGGACAGUACUUUGUUUUGACUUGCAACAGAUCUUGGCAUUAUUUGCCAACAAAAAAUAUCUAUGCCUGAAGAGCAUUCGCCUUUGUGCAAAUUUGUGCCUUAAGAACCUUUUCACCAGCGACUUGCUAUUUGAACCAGGGGUUUCUGUUGCUGAGGGUAAGAAAAUGGGUCUCCAUUUGGUGGGGCUAACCCCAAUGCCACGUGAAAUGGCCUUCCCUUUACAGAAAGGCAGUGACUGGCAUGACCACUAUGAUCUAAUUAGGUUCCCAGCACAACAAAAUCAAAGUAAUUCUGCUAAUGUGAUUAAAUACAACACUCCACAAGGUAAUUUGUCAGCAUCUAAGCACCACAUUGUUCCAUCAAAUGGAUCCAUCACAGAAAAUUCUCCGUCAAAACAUGGAGUGAAUGUUAGCCAGUGUGUAAAAGACAGAGUUUCUUGGGUGAAGAAGUUGGCUGGUCAUCAGGAGAGAGACCUCCAAACUAAUUCUGUCCGUCACCAUCGGACAGCUCACAAACUACCUGGAAAGAACACCCAUUCUAAUGAGGUACAUGUCCUCACCCAUUCUCCUGAAAAACUGAAAGACAACCACAGUAACUGCAACCAUAACAACAACAUUAAUAAAAAAACACAGUGUCAGCGUCAAGGUUCUUUGUCAGAUGAUAUCGCUUGGGACACAUCAGUGCAGACUCUUGAACCAGAUCCAAUUUUAAAGAUGAAGAGAAUUGUUGGCUUUGGAGGUUCUAAUUAUAGCCAGCUGUUGUGGACAUCAGAUAGCAAAACUGUUGUAUAUCCCUGUCAAAGUACUAUUGUGGUUAUGGAUGUUGUUAGUCAGAAGCAGCGACUGUUUAUCGGUCACACAGAUAAGGUCUCUUGCCUCAGUAUUACAAGUGACUCUGCAUUGCUUGCUUCUGGGCAAACUGGACCCAAUAGUGAAGUGUGUAUAUGGAAAUUUGAAUCUGGCAACUGCAUAGCUUGGAGCCAAGUACACAAUCAUUCUCUUAGCAAUUUAAGUUUUUCUCCAAAAGGCACAGUUUUGUGUGGUGUUGGAAAAGAUGCUCAAAAUAGAAAUCUUGCAGUAGUCUGGGACACAUCUCAUGUAAAACAAAAUGAGAUAAGAGUGUUGGCCAAAGCUCAUACAAGCAUUGACAUUCACAAGAUGAUUGUCUGUCCAUUUGAUGAAAACAGACUGGUAUCAUGUGGGCAAGAAAAUAUUAGAUUUUGGCGCCUGAAAGGCCAUUCUCUGUAUUCAGUUUCUGUCAAUAUUGGAGAAUACCAGGAUACCAAUUUUACAGAUUUAGCCUUUGUUCCAGAAGAUGACCCUAACAUCCAAAAACUCUUUGUAAGCAGUGAAACCGGUUACAUUUUGGAACUAGAUUACCAGAAGAUGACAGUCAAGCAUGUUCGUCGUCUUUUACCCUCAGAAGCCAGGAAUGCUUCAACUAAAUGUGGCUCCGAAGGAAUUCCAAUUAAUUCCAUUUGUGUUCAUGAAACUUUUUGUGUCACAGGAUCUGAAGAUGGUUACCUUUGUCUGUGGGCAUUAGAUUUUGCUUACCUUUAUAUGGAGGCAGAACACCAAGGACCUGUAUCUGCUGUCCAGUUUUCUCCUGAUGGCCUCAAAAUAUUGACCGGUACCAAAACAGGUCAUCUUGGUAUAUUAGAUGUGACAACAAGGAAAUAUAAGACAAUCAUGAGGUCUCAUACUGAUCAAAUACUGAAUGCUUGUCUCUCCUCAAAUAAUUGUCACUUAAUCACUGUAUCUAGUGACAUGUCUGUACGUAUUUGGGACUCAGAAACUUUGCAGCAGCUCUAUGAUUUUAGUUCUGCUGACAAUUGUCCAGUUGCUAUUACCUGCAGCCCUUCUUCCGAUAUAUUUGCCUGUGGUUUUUCAGAUGGGACCAUUCGUAUUUUUGAUGUAACAUCCAAUAGCAUCCUUUGUGAUCUCAGUGUAAAUAAAAAAAGUAUUGUAUCACUACUUUAUUCACCUACUGGCUGCAGCCUUUAUUCUGCUUGUGUUGCUGGAAUGUUGGUUAGAUGGAAGGUGGUUAAUGAUGAUUACAAACUGAUGAUGUCCUUGCCUCCAGGCUCUUUAGCCUGCCAAAAUUAUGUACACAAUGUUAUGGCUAUUAGUCCUGAUGGAUUGUAUGUGGCUUUUAUUGGUCCCAGUCCUUACACUAUUACAGUUGUUGGCUCAAAUGACUUGAGGGAGUGUUGGGUAAUUGACAUCAGCCAUUCUACAGGAAGUCCAAGUUCUGCCUUCAAGCCAAUUGUGGAUAUGGCUGAAAACAUUUUUUAUACACCUGCCACCCACUGCCAUUUGCUGGUUUCCACUUCAAACAAAACACUCCUCAAAUUUGAUGCACUUACUGGAUGUUUGCUCUCUGAGUUUGCCAACAUUCAGGGGACACUUUGUCGUUCCAUUGCUUUUAUUAGAACAGGACAACACAUGGUAACUGCUGGGGAAAAAAUGCUCAAGGUGUGGGACUAUAAACAAGCAGACAGCAUCAAUCAUCAGACUUUUAUUGGUCAUGCUGGAGACAUAAGCAAAGUUCUUUUCACAAAUUGUGGAGGUUGGUUGUUUUCAGUUGGUGAUGCCAUUUAUCAGUGGGAAUAUCUGGGGCCAAAACCUGAUUCUAUCCUAAUCCCUUCUACACCUGUUAACAGUUUUAGGCAAAAAGAUGUCCCUAAAGAAGGAAAUGUAAACCAGAAUUGCUCAUUGAAGGAUUCAGAACCAUUUCUUCAGCCACAUGGCCUUUUGGAUGAAACUGCUGACCACACACCACGAAGAUGUGCACCACUACCUGCUCGCCAACAGGAGGCAGAAAAAUCUAUAGUGGACAGAAAUUUAUUUAGCCCUGUGUCCGAUAAUGAAGAAGAGGAAGAAGCAGAAAUUGAAACUGAAGAGCAGCCUAAUGAUCCAGCAACCAAAAAUGAGGAUGAAGAAGCCACUAAUUUGUCAUCUUCAAUCAUGGAAUUGUAUACAGAUUUGCAGCAACUGAAAAUUCUUUCUAAACAGGCCAUCAAACCAACGAAAGCCAGUGUUCAUAAGCAUUAUGUUCCAAAGAAUUCGGUCAUGAAGAAGCAUAAGCAACAAUAUUACCUGGCUUCUCCUGAACAGUCAGGUAUGAGCUUAAAGCAAGUGCUUGGAUACGAUGGCAAUGGACGAAACAAUCUUGUAUGGAAUGAAGAUUGGUUGGUGUACAGUCUUGGUUGUAUAAUUGUUGUCCAAGAUAUUUUGUCAGGGGAACAGACUCACCUUACAGGUCACCCCCAAGAAGUUUCUACAUUGGCCAUUCGAAGGGAUCGGAAGAUGUUGGCAUCUGCAAGUAGAGGAUUUCCUGGCAACAAAUCUGAGAUUCUCCUGUGGGAUUUGGCUAAUAUGAAUUGUCUUGGUUCCUUGAACUUCCAUGAAAACAAUAUCACAAGUUUGGCUUUCUCAGCUGAUAAUAGAUAUCUUGUAUCAGUUGGUGAUUUUAAUGAUCCCCACGUAGUUGUCUGGAAUACUAAUACUCAACUACUGGAAGCCAGUUCUCUUGCUGAAUACCCAAUCCAUGAAGUCUGCUGGGAUCCCCAACAGUGUUCUAGUUUCACCACUGUUGGAGAAAAUGGUACAGUUCUAUUUUGGAUGGUUGACGAGAAGACUGACCAAAGAGUAGAGUUGCUAUUAUAUCAGCCAAAGAUUGGGCCUCAAAUCACUGAAAUGGCCAAAACUGACACUGAGUCUUCUCUUAAUUUCACCUGUGUUACUUAUGCAGACUCAGUGGCUUUCAUUGGUAAUGACCUUGGAUUUGUAACUGCCUGGAACACUAAUAAUAACCAAUGUUUCUUGUGUUGGGAAGUUGAUAACACAGAAAUAGGUGUGCUUACUUGUAAUUGUCAGUAUUUAGUGACUGGAAGCGUAGGUCAGUUUCUCAAAUUAUGGUCAAUAGCCAAUAUCUGCCCUGCCCCAGAAAACUCUGACCCCCAAGUUGUGAUGGAAUGUCAAAUGAGGCUGGAUGGUGCCAUUAUAGCUGCUGCAUUUGAUGAUGACUUUGAGAUGGGUGUUGUUGGUACGGAUUCUGGUACUAUCUUCUGUGUCAACUGGACAGAAAGAUCAUCCAUUCAUUUGGUCUCUGGACACAUGAAAAAUGUAACUGGCAUUGCGGUAUCUCCUAAUAAUGAUUUAAUCUCCAGCUGUGACGAUGGCGUUCUUCGUGUGUGGAGCAGAGAGACGUGGGAAAUGAAAGCCAUGUUUUGUGCUCUGAGUGGAGCCUGUACUUGUGUAUCUGUUUCCCCCAGCAUGAUUUCUGAUUCAAGUCUUUUUGAAGAGGAAAUGAGGCCUGCAAAUGAGAAAGGAACUGACUCCAAGAACAGUACAUCUCUUGUGGCAGCUGGUUAUAGCAAUGGUGUGAUUCGAUUGUUUGAUAUUAACAAUAUGGAGCAACUCUUUCUUAUGCAUCCACAUGCCUCCUCAGUGACAGCCAUUACUUUUUCACCUGACAGUCACACAAUUUUGUCUGGAGCAGUUGAUGGUCUCGUUGCCAUUAGUAACCCAAGAACAGGGAUGACCAUACGAGUGAUCACUGCUCAGCAAGGUGCUACUAUCACAAGCAUUGAUGCUGUCUUUCGUCCUGAGACUGUGGAUGUUGGUUUUCCUGCUAAUAUCCUUUGGUUGAUCACUUCUGCUGACCGAAGAGUGAGUGUCUGGGCCUCUAAUUGGGGUCAAGACAUCUGUGAACCUGUUGAUUGGCUCACAUUCCCUGCCACAACCAAUGGAACUGACCAGCAAAGAGAAGAUUUGAAUACGGUUCCUUCUCUAGGGUUCUUCCCACCAUCUUUCGCAAGAUUUGCUCCUGAAAACCCAGAGAUUGUUGUUUAUGCUGGUUGUGGAAAUGGAAAAAUUCUCCAAUUUUAUGAUCUUGUCUCUAAGAAGGUGAAAUUCUCUCAUCCACUCAGUAACUGGAGUCAGUGCCUGGAUUUUUCACCUACUGAUCCUUUUAUUGUACUUGGAGGGGGAAAUGGCUCCAAUAUUCAGUUGAUGGAUUUUUAUGAGGGCAGCUUUCAGGAUUUCCUUGGCCAUAAUGAUUCUCUACACACAGUCAAAUUUUCCCCUGAUGGUCGCCUACUCUUCACAGCUGCAGCCAAUGAGAUUUUUGUUUGGGAAAUGGCCAGAUGA